GCUAUAACCAAUCACGUGUUAAGGCUUGCAGCGGUUCUCUCCUGAAAGAUAGAUCCAGUUGGGAAAGUUAAGGUAGCUCAUGAGCUCAACUGUAACGAUCUUGUUGGGAAGAGCAUUCAACUUAUAAGACUAACACUAUGGCAUCCUUGACAACUCCACUUCUCUCUGUGGCACCAACUCGAGCUCUUGUUGAUGAGAAGUUCAAGGUGCGAGUAGAAAACCUUCCUGCCGGACUUCCAUUCACUCUUCACUCUCUCCACCUAUCAGAAGACAAUGACUACUGGGAGGCAUUUGGUCAUUACGUCAGUAACUACAAUGGAACAGUGUGUGUUUCAGAGCAGCUGAGUCUAGGGGGGACAUACAUGGGGAGAGAGCCCAUGGGUUUGUUGUGGAGUUUACGUCCAAUUCCAGGAAGCCGCAAAGGCCUCAGAUUAAGGAAGAUGGAUGUCUCUAGUCCUCUGCUGUAUACCAUUUCAGUAUAUAGUGGGCAUUUAGCUGAGGGAUUUAGAGACCAGACACCAUUGGCCUCAGUGUUGACAGAGCGGUGGUACAUGGCUCCAGGAGUUCAGAGAAUCAGCAUCAAACAAAACACAGUGAGAGGGACUCUGUUUUUACCACCAGGCCUUGGUCCCUGCCCUGGACUCCUGGAUCUGUGGGGUGGUGGAGGUGGCCUGAUAGAGUAUCGUGCUGCCAUACUGGCUUCAAAUGGUUAUGCAGCUUUUGCCUUGAAGUACUUGACCUCUGGAGAGUUAGAGACUGCUGAGCUGGAGAUGAACUAUUUUGAGACAGCAUUUAAUAUAGUGAAGGACCAUCCUCGUGUGAUACCUGACAAAAUCGGGAUAGUUGGGCUAUCCUUUGGUGCAACUAUGGCCCUCCAUUUGGCAUCUGAGAGCAAUGCUAUUAAGCCUUGCUGCUGUGUAUGUAUCAAUGGACACAAUUUCUAUUCCCAUGGGAAGUCCAUUGGUGAAAUCCUCACUCUAAGGAAAAGUAAGUUACGUCUAGAAGAAGAUAAUAACCAAAUAUGGAGGCAUAUGUAUGAUCUGAGCAGUGAUACUAAUAAAAUUGAUGUGGGAAAAAUAAAUUGUCCAAUGUUGCUGGUGUGUGGUGAGGAUGAUCAGAAUCUUCCUGCAGUGGAGGUUGCAGAUGAUAUUGAACGAAUUAUGUGUGCUGCAGGGAAAGGCCACUUACUGUCCAGAAUAAAUUAUCCUGGAGCUGGUCAUCUAAUUGAAGUUCCCUAUUCCCCUCAUUUCAGAGUGACAGCAUUCAGGGAAACCAAAACACAAACAGUCAUGGUAGUGUGGGGAGGGCACACAAAACCUCAUUCAGAUGCACAGGAAGACUCAUGGAAGAAGAUCUUGGAUUAUCUACAACACCAUCUGUUCUCAAGCUCUAGUCUCAAGGCUAAACUGUAAAGAAGCAAAAGUACAAUAUUUGCAACAUUUGAAAUUGAAAACAUGUUUUGCUAAUUUGUAUCUGCUAAUAUUUUAAAAAAUUUAUAAUCAAGGGUGUAGUGGGCGUGGUAGGCGGGGGUGUGCCGUCCACCCACUUCUCCUGACAUGAAAUAUUAAAAAAAUAACAAAUAUAAAAGCCUACAACUUAAAUGUCAAACCAGAGCUACUGGCAAUAGUGAAAACAACCUACAUAGACUCAUGAUAUCUGUACUAUCCUAUAGUGACCUGCAACAUGAGGGGACCAGAACUAAAAAACACAGCCGUUGCCCAAUUGCACUUUGCAGACACUCUGCUUUGCCGACUCAGGGUUCUCUCUCUCUUCUCUCCAAGAGUAGUCCAGAUUUAGACCUGGUUUAGUCCUGUUUCAGUCCUGGUUUAGUCCACCUGGUUCAGUCACGAAUCGUGUACCCCCACUUAAAAAAUCCCCACUACACCACUGUGUAUAAUGUAUUUAUAAUCAAAUUAUUUGUUUGUUUUAUUAUUCUACCAAAACCUGGAAUGAUAUUAACAUCGUGGUGCAUAGGGGUCUCAACAAUUGGUAUACAGGCCUAUAUGCUAAGGCUGGUUUAUGGUCAGCUCAGCGGGGCCUGAUGCUGGAAUAUAAACCAGCCUUAAACUUCAUAUGAUUAAUAUUUUGGUAAAUAUAGAAAGAACAUUUUAACCUCUUAAGCAUUU
Messenger RNA from Boleophthalmus pectinirostris (great blue-spotted mudskipper), 2126 nucleotides. RefSeq names its product bile acid-CoA:amino acid N-acyltransferase-like. The transcript is spliced from 11 exons. Lineage: Eukaryota; Metazoa; Chordata; Actinopteri; Gobiiformes; Gobiidae. Gene Ontology annotation, molecular function: fatty acyl-CoA hydrolase activity. The record is from RefSeq and is a predicted model, not a curated record. Gene Ontology annotation, biological process: fatty acid metabolic process; acyl-CoA metabolic process. Bases 138 to 1412 code for a protein of 424 amino acids.